CGGCCAAUUCGCAUGUAGUGUUAACGUAAACAAACAUUAAUACAAAAAUUAAGUUGACUGUUGUUUGGAUAUUUUUUACUUUCGUAGUUUCACUUGUAAAGGGAAUUCAUUUCCUAUAGUUUAUAUUUUGCUUUGUCAUUUAGUAAAUUGUAUUUUAAAAUGUUUCCUCCCCUUUUUGGAAGGUACACAACAUCUGCAUUAGGCGUAAUUGCUGCUGCUGCGCCACUAUGUUACUUUGUAAGAAAAUAUUUCAACACUGAUAGUGAUGAAGAUGAUAUUUGGCCCAAAAAUGAAGUUUUAUUCUUUUGUGAAGUUGGAAUCGGUUGUAAAGAUCACUUAGUUGAAGGAGGUGAAAAGAAACAAUGUUCAUCGAAAAAUUGCUCAUUUUACAAUAUGAGCCGAAUGCUGCACUACUUGAACUCAGCUGAGUCAUCUCUAGAUGUUUGCCUGUAUCUAAUAACUGUGAAAGAUCUAGGCGCAGCGGUGAUAAAAGCCCAAAAACGUGGAGUUAAAGUGAGAAUUAUUUGUGAUGAAGACAUGGCCAAUGGAUCUGGAUCUCAAAUAUUGUCUUUUCAAAGAAACGGUUUGCCAGUGAAAUAUUUUCGGAAGUCAACCAGACUGAUGCAUCACAAGUUUGUCAUAAUCGAUAAGAGAAUCUUGAUGUCAGGAUCACUAAACUGGACGAUGCAAGCUAUUUUUGGCAACUGGGAAAACAUUAUUAUUACCACUGAACGCACAAUUGUCAGAGAAUUCCUCAUGGAGUACGAAAGACUUUGGAAAUCAAUUGAGUGAUCAAUUUUUAUUGUUAAAGCAUUCUAAAAUAAAUAACUGAUAUUCAAAUUGAAAUAAAUAAUAACUAUGUAAGCUUUAGAACACAUUAAAUUUUAACAAUGUGCAAUGUAAUUUAAUUGAAAAUUUAAUGUUAUAAACUUCAAUCAUUAUACUGUUUGCUCAAAUUUUACCUUGUGAAUACACAUUUGUUAAUUUUCAAACAUUGUAUUUAAAAAUAUAAAUGUAUUUUAUAUAUUUAAAAUAAAAAAUAAUACUGUUUUUCUUUA
Molecule: messenger RNA, 1058 nt
Organism: Homalodisca vitripennis (glassy-winged sharpshooter)
Lineage: Eukaryota; Metazoa; Arthropoda; Insecta; Hemiptera; Cicadellidae
Gene: zuc
Product: mitochondrial cardiolipin hydrolase
Exons: 3
Coding region: 160-792 (210 amino acids)
Biological process (GO): piRNA processing
Cellular component (GO): mitochondrion
Molecular function (GO): RNA endonuclease activity producing 5'-phosphomonoesters, hydrolytic mechanism
Source: RefSeq, a predicted model, not a curated record